Molecule: messenger RNA, 1768 nt
Organism: Folsomia candida
Lineage: Eukaryota; Metazoa; Arthropoda; Collembola; Entomobryomorpha; Isotomidae
Product: facilitated trehalose transporter Tret1-2 homolog
Exons: 6
Coding region: 246-1670 (474 amino acids)
Biological process (GO): carbohydrate transport; transmembrane transport
Cellular component (GO): membrane
Molecular function (GO): sugar transmembrane transporter activity
Source: RefSeq, a predicted model, not a curated record
UCCUACACACCAUCCGACGGAGGAGCAGUGCUAUGCAGAAUUGUCAAGAAUUUCUUUUUUACAGAAAUUUGCUCGUUGCAAAAUCACUCGUUUUUUAAACAAAAACCACAUCAAGAAAUCUCGUCGUCGAGUACUCAUCCGUUUAUGGAGUCUUCACGUUUCCUUGUAUUGCAACAACCCAACAACUUUCUCCAGCAUUUCAUACCCAAUAAUAAGGGUCGAGAGCAUUUAAAACCGCCCAUAAUAUGGCAAACGUCAAGGCUAAGAUAAACCAAAUCAUGGCGGCGUCCAUUGUGACUUUGGGCGUGUUCGGAAUGGGGACGGUUCUCGGUUGGAGCUCUCCCGCACUUCCCAACAUGACCGCGGAGGGGGCGGGGGGUCACUUUGUCAAUGUAUCGAAAGAUGAGCAGGCUUGGAUCGGGUCUUCUGCUACGUUGGGUGCAUUCGUGGCGUGUCCCUUUGGUGGAUUUGGUAUUGACAAGUUUGGACGAAAACGGACCCUCCUCUUGGCCACGGUUCCCUUCGCGGCUGCUUGGAUUUUAAUUGGUUGUUCGAAAACCGUGUUUCUUAUGUGCCUCGGUCGGUUUACGUCAGGUUUUUGUGCAAGCAUUUUCACCCUAACGGCCCCCACCUACAUUGGAGAAUGUGCCGAACCACAUAUUCGUGGCAUGUUGAUGAACGCUUUUCAAGUCAUGCUGGUCAGCGGGAUAUUGUUCGUUUAUCUCCUCGGUACAAUUCUAUCCUGGCAAGUACUAUCCUUCAUUUGCGCCACAAUUCCAGCGUCCUUCCUCCUCCUGUCGCUUCUCAUACCGGAAACGCCUCGUUAUCUCUUGUCUCGCGGAGAUAUCGCGUCUGCCAAAAAGUCACUCCUCUGGUUUCGCGGAAGGUCAAUUUCCACCCCAGAUAUUCAAGCAGAAUUUGAAUCCGUGCAAAAUUCUGUGCACAAUUCUGUGGCAAAUAAAACCGCAAAUUUCUCCGAUCUGGUCAAACCCAACGUUUUAAAACCGCUCGCCAUCAGUUUGUCUCUCAUGUUACUGGAACAACUCAGUGCCUUCAAUGUGGUCAUAUUUUACUGCGUCGACAUCUUCACGGGGGCCGGGGUUCAGUUAGAUUCUUACUGGUCGAGCAACAUCGUGGCUGGAAUUCAGGUGGUGGUGACGAUAUUUGCCACCCCGCUGGUCGACAUGGCUGGGAGGAGGAUUCUUCUCCUCAUUUCGGAGGCAUUCAUGGGCCUGGCGUUUGUCGCGUUGGGAGCGUUUUUCUAUUUAAAAGAGCACAACUAUGGAGGGAUUGAUGCGUUAGGAUGGCUUCCACUGGUCAGUGUGACCGUCUUUAUUGUGGCGUUUGCUUUGGGAAUUGGACCUCUAAGUUGGACAAUUAUGGGAGAAAUUUUACACCCGGAUGUGAGAGGUUUGUGUUCCGCGAUAGCGGUGUCGGUCGUGUGGUUUUCUGCCUUCAUUGUGACCCGUCUGUACCAAGUUCUCGUGGACGGGGUUGGGGUGGCGUGGGCAUUCUGGAUAUUUUCACUCGUCUCGAUUUCAGGCGUUUUUAUUGUGUAUUUCUUCGUUCCGGAGACGAAAGGGAUGAGUUUGGAUGAAAUUCAAGCGUUGUAUGGGGAUAAGAAGGGACGCAAAAAUACGAAGGAGGGAGAAAGUGAUAAUGUUGAGUAAUGUUAUCAUGAGUCAAAAAAUAGUUAAUUUGUAGUAGCAAAAAUAAAAUUAAACUCGGAGAAAGUGGGAGAAAGUAAAAUGAUUUGAUUACACAGUUC